This is a messenger RNA of Trichoderma breve, 4545 nucleotides long. Its product is annotated as protein kinase domain-containing protein. Gene Ontology annotation, biological process: protein targeting to vacuole; protein phosphorylation; autophagy of peroxisome. Bases 1 to 4545 code for a protein of 1514 amino acids. The record is from RefSeq and is a predicted model, not a curated record. Gene Ontology annotation, molecular function: protein binding; ATP binding; protein serine/threonine kinase activity. The transcript has 3 exons. Gene Ontology annotation, cellular component: nucleus-vacuole junction; late endosome; phosphatidylinositol 3-kinase complex, class III, type II. Lineage: Eukaryota; Fungi; Ascomycota; Sordariomycetes; Hypocreales; Hypocreaceae.
AUGGGUCAAGGCUUUUCUCUCGCUACGCCGUCGGCCGGCGCGGCGGGCAUAGAUAUUGCGCAGCUGCUGGACAUUCAGUACGAAAAGAGCAUAGGAAAUGCGCGCUUCAUGAAGAGCAUCCGAGGCAGGCACGAGAACGGCGUGGUGCUGGUCAAGGUGCUGGUGAAGCCCUACCCGGAGGUGAAGCUGGAGACGUACAAGAAGAAGAUUAUAGAGCAGCGCAAGGCGUUGGCGGGCGUUCCUAAUGCACUAGGCUUCCAGCGCAUCAUCGAGACGGAGACGAACGGAUACCUGGUGCGGCAGUUCAUGUACAGCUCGCUCUAUGACCGCAUGAGCACGCGGCCCUUCCUGGAGGACAUUGAGAAGAAGUGGCUGGCGUUCCAGCUUCUCUGCGCCCUGCGGGACUGCCACGCGCGGGACGUAUACCACGGCGACAUCAAGGCCCAGAACGUGCUCGUCACAUCGUGGAACUGGCUAUACUUGACCGACUUCUCGUCUGCCUACAAGCCCAUCAUGCUUCCGGACGACAACCCAGGCGACUUUUCCUACUUUUUCGAUUCGUCUGGCCGGCGGACGUGCUAUAUUGCGCCUGAGCGCUUCUACUCUUCUAGCGAAGCUCCGCCUCAGAAGCCCAAGAUGACGUGGGCCAUGGAUGUCUUCAGUGCGGGAUGUGUCAUUGCCCAGCUGUUUCUCGAGUCGGAAAUCUUUAGUCUCGCCCAGCUGUAUAAGUACCGGCGCGGCGAGUACGAUCCCGUCAUUACUCACCUGAGCGUCAUCUCGGACAAGGAUGUGCGCGACAUGAUUGCGCAUAUGAUCCAGCUUGAUCCCGAAAGGCGGUAUUCGGCUGAGCAGUAUCUUGACUUUUGGAAAGAUAAGGUCUUUCCAAGCUACUUUUACAAUUUUCUCCACCAGUAUAUGGAGCUGAUUACGGAUCCUUCAUCGGGGAAUACUCCUAUUUCGGGUGCUGAGAAGAAUUUGGGCGAAGCCGAUAACCGUAUCGACAGGAUCUAUAAUGACUUUGACAAGAUUUCGUAUUUCUUGGGCUAUCAGGCUGAGAAGCAGACAUCAGGGCCGAUACUGCCCAAGUCGAGGCUGGGGUUGGACCAUUUCCCCGUGAGGUUGAGCAUACCAACUCACGAACAUGCCGUUUCUGCGGAUCUCGAGCCGCCUGAGGACGACGGGACGCUCAUUUUCUUGACGCUGGUGGUCUCGGCUAUGAGAACGACGGCAAGGGCUGCGUCUAGAAUCAGGGCGUGCGAUUUGCUGUUGGCUUUUGCCGAAAGGCUUACGGAUGAGGCCAAACUAGACAGAGUGCUGCCGUAUCUGAUGACACUUUUGCGCAAGGAGGAGACGGACAUGGUGCUCGUGACUGUGAUACGGGCCGUCACCCAGCUGUUGCAGCUAGUACGGAUGACCACGCCGAUAAAUUCGCACGUUCUGGUGGAAUAUGUCCUGCCCCGGAUGGAGAUUGCUCUCGGGACGAAAUCGUGGACACCCAACUCCCUUGUGCGAGCGACUUAUGCGUCUUGCAUCGACCCGGAGGUUGAGCCUGGAACUGAUGGCGCCGCCGCCAACUUUGAGAGCAUGUUUGAUAAUGCGAAUCGACAGCUUUUUGAGAUUCUGGAGAGCCACACAAAACAGCUCGUCGAGGACCCCGAUGUUCAUGUUCGAAGAGCGUUCUUGACGUCGGUGCCGGAGCUCUGCAUGUACUUUCAGGAGAAUUCUAAUGAUAUUCUGCUUACGCACCUAAUCACAUAUUUAAACGACCGGGACUGGAUGUUGAAGAGCGCCUUCCUAGACACCAUCGUGGGCAUUGCGACCUUUAUAGGAAGCACGAGCCUCGAGGAGUUCAUACUACCUCUCAUGAUCCAGGCUCUGGCGGAUCCAGAAGAAAGCGUGGUGCGUUCAGCUUUGCAUUCGCUGGCUCAGCUCGCCGGCCUGGGGCUGCUCUCUAAGCCAAAAAUCUGGGAACUGGCAGACUUGACAGGACGGCUCACCAUGCAUCCAAACAUAUGGAUCAGAGAAUCUUCGGCAGAGUUCCUAUCUAUGGCUGCCAAGUUCUUAUCUCAGGCCGAUGUGCAGUGCGUACUGCUGCCGAUGGUUAAGCCAUAUCUCAAAAUAGAGUCUCUCUCCGACUUUUCCGAGUUGACUCUGCUCGACUCCUUGAAGAAGCCUCUUCCCCGGGCAGUCUUUGACCAAGCGCUGACUUGGGCUACCAAGACGGAAAGGGGAGUGUUUUGGAAGUCGGUCUUGGGGAAGCGGCUAUCAUCGAACCAGGGGCCACUGGCUCCGGCAGCUCGAACGUCUAAGGAGCUAAUACCCACUUCCACGAGCAAGAUUAACCGCAAUGAAGAAGAUGAACAAUGGCUUGAGAAGCUAAGGAAUUUUGGACUAAAGCCCGAAGACGAGGUGAAAUUCUUGGCCUUGUGCGAAUAUAUAUGGCGGCUUAGCAGAAGCAAGACGCGGGAUUCUGUCGUCGUUGCCCCUGCUGCCGAAGAAGAAAUCAUGCCCACGGGAUUUGUCCAGCUGAAGGAGCUGGGCGUCUCCAUCCAGACAGUGUUUUUUGACGAAGGACCCCUGAAAGACCCCUCUGGCGCUCUGCCAGACCUGGAACCUACACCUUCCCCAGGAGGGCCAUAUACUAUUGCGGAUGCGUUGUUGGACGCUUCCAUGACGAUAGACGAUGCGGCCGGGAAGAAGAAGCGCAGCUCUCUCCAUUCUCACAAGAGGGUGCACAGCAUAGGUCCUUUGCCCUCUCGUAGCACCGGACGGCUGCUGUCCCCCACAGGGAGCGGUAGGGCUAGCUCUACUGAUUCUCGGAUGGCACUGAAUUCUCCCCUUGGCCCUGGAGAUGAUUCCGCAUCUGUCAGGGAUGGAUCGUAUUCUUCUCGCAGAGGCAUCCGACACCAAUCUAGCGCUCUCAGCCUCUUGGAUCGCAGGGACGGCCACAAGUCCAUACCGGAGACUGGAACCAGCGACACCAACGCAUUUGGACAGGUAGAAGGGCCCUUUACUUCAUCAGCACCGGUGCAGGCCGUUUCUCGGCCGAGCACAGGAGGCGGCGAAGCCGCUCGUCUGAGACAGGUGAGGCAUAGCUACGAAGGAACAGACCCCCACGUCCGGCGCAUGCUUGACAACAUGUACGUCGAAAACUUUCCCCGCGAUGUGCUCGAGUUUGGACCGAUGGUCCAGCCCAUCUCUGGAGACAAGAACAGAUCGGUCAACAUGCCGGGCGCGGACCCUCCCUGGAAGCCGGAUGGGCAUCUCGUGGCGACGUUUUCGGAGCACCAUGGACCCAUCAACCGUGUCAUACCAUCUCCAGAUCACAUCUUCUUUAUCACAGGCGGCAACGAUGGGACGGUCAAGGUGUGGGAUACGCAGCGGCUUGAGCGCAACAUUACGAACCGAUCUCGGCAGACUUACAAACAUGGCGAAGGUGCUCGCGUCGUUGCCCUGUGUUUUGUCGAAAACUCACACUGCUUUGUCAGUUGUGCGUCCGAUGGGAGCGUUCACGUAGUCAAGGUUGACACGGUUCCCACUAGUGGUGUUAUUAGAUAUACCAAGCUGCGGGUGUUGCGGGAAUACCAACUACCGGAAGGCGAAUAUGCAGUUUGGUGUGAGCAUUUUAAGCAGGAACAGAGCUCCAUCCUUGUACUCGCCACCAACCUAUCGAGGAUCCUCGCCAUGGACUUAAGAACCAUGACUCUGCUCUACGUGCUGGAGAACCCUGUCCAUCACGGAACGCCAACGUGUUUUUGCGUUGACAAGAAGAGGAACUGGCUGUGCGUGGGGACCACCCAUGGAGUUAUCGACUUGUGGGAUCUUCGGUUCAAGAUGAGGCUCAAGGGCUGGGGUGUGCCCGGGAAAGGGUCCAUCUACCGGAUUUGCGUACAUCCCAACAAGGGUAGAGGCAAAUGGAUCUGUGUCGCUGGAGGAACUGGCCAAGGCGAAGUUACGGUGUGGGACCUGGAAAAGACGACGUGCAGAGAAAUUUACCGAACUGGCGGCAAUAAGGAUGGCCAGAAGGGAUACACCGCUUGGGAGGUCGAUGAAGAUAAACCCGAAGGAAUGCUUGGUCGUUUCGCCACAAACCUUGAGAUAAGUGACAUGGCAAAUGCGGAUCGAGGGGUCCGGGCAAUGGUUGUGGGCACGGGAACAUCAGAAGACUCUCGCGAGGUCCGCCAUGCGUACAUGCUCACGGCAGGGUCCGACAAACGUCUUAGAUUCUGGGACAUUUCCCGGAUCGAAAACUCUUGCAUUUACAGCGGUCUCCAGCCCGACGAAGUGCCGCCCACAUAUACGAGCACGCAUCCUACAACAUCGAUGACGCUGAAUACGGAGCGAUUCGCUAGGCAUGCGGCGUCUGCGCCCAAUGCGGGGACCGGAUCUAGACAGAAGGCCCCCAGGUCGACGGUGAUUUCUAUGCAGCAGCAGCAGUUGCUUAAGUCGCACCUGGAUUUGAUCAUGGACGUGGCGAUUCUGGAGUACCCGUAUUCGAUGAGCGUAUCUGUGGAUCGGUCUGGCGUGAUUUAUGUCUUUCAAUAG